This is a messenger RNA of Salvelinus fontinalis (brook trout), 2338 nucleotides long. RefSeq lists its product as uncharacterized. Bases 610 to 1989 code for a protein of 459 amino acids. The transcript is spliced from 4 exons. Lineage: Eukaryota; Metazoa; Chordata; Actinopteri; Salmoniformes; Salmonidae. The record is from RefSeq and is a predicted model, not a curated record.
GAUUACUGGGGAGGUUUUGAGGUGCAAAAUGGCCGUGAUGAUUAGAAUCGCUUUCAGAGUUUCUUGGCUUUGUUACAUGCUAAUUGGAGGGAUAACCUGUUCUACAUCAAGUGAUGGGAGUCCUGCACCAGGUUCUGAUGCCGCAUGGCUCUAUGCAGGCUCACUUAGGUCUAAAGGAUAUGGUAAUAACUCUCCAACAGCUCCCUUACAAGCACAGCUGACCGAAGAGCAACAGAAACAUCUGGCUGCCAUCCUGCAAAAGCAACUGGCCCCCAUGCCCCAGGCACCUCAGAAAAUGUUGUAUCCAGCUCAAAUGCCCUUGCAGGAAAAGCAACCGUCCGCCAUGAUCCAACAGCAGACUCUACCGGCCAGAUAUCCUAAGCAGCCUAAAGGAGUGUUGUAUACUGCUCAAAUGCCCAAGAAGCAACCAGCUACUGAACUUCAGCAUCAGAAGGAACAGCAAGUGUGGUAUCCAGUUAAAAUUCCCCAGCAGGAAAAGCAAUCAACUACUAGUUCUCAGCAGCAGAAGGAACUGACCACCAUGCCCCAGAAGCAACCGGCUCCAAUGCCUAUACCGCAGAAAAAACCAACAGCUAUGCCCCAGCAAGUAUGGUAUCCAGCUCAAAUGCAGCAGAAGCAACCAGCCCUAAUGCCUCCACCCCAGAGCAACCGGCCACCAUGCCCAAGCAAGUGUGGCAUCCAGCUCAAAUGCCUCAGCAGCAAAAGCAACUAGCUACUAAACCUCAGCAGCAGAAGCAACUAGCUACUAAACCUCAGCAGCAGAAGGAACCGGCCGCCAUAAACCAGCAACCACAGCAAGUGUUGCAUCCAGGUCAAAUGAUGCUAAAGCAACUUACUGCCAUGCCCCAGCAAGUGUGGUAUCCUGCUCAAAAGCCCCAGCAGCAGAAGCAACCGGCCGUUGAACCUCAGCAGCAGAUUGAACAGACCGCCAUGCCCCAGCCACCUCAGCAAGUGUGGCAUCCAGCUCAAUUUCCCCAGAAUCAACCAGUCCCUAUGCAUCAACCGCAGAAGGAACUGACCGCCAUUCCACCACAACUGUUGCAAUCUGCUCAAAAGCCCCAGCUGCAGAAGCAACCGGCCGCUGAACCUCAGCAGCAAAUAGCACUGACCGCCAUUCCCCAGCCACCUCUGCAAAUGUGGCAUCCAGCUCAAUUUCCCCAGGAGCAGAAGCAACCAGCCUCAAUGCCUUUACCACAGAAGCAACCGACCGCCAUGCCCCAGCAAGAGUGGUAUCCAGCUCAAAUGCCCCAACAGCAACUGGCCCCAAUGCUUUUACUGCAGAAACAACCAACAGCUAUACCCCAGCAUGCAUGGUAUCCAGCUCAAAUGCCCCAGCAGCAGAAACAACUGGCCACCAUGCUGCAGAAGCAACCAGCCACCAUGCCCCUGGACGUGUUGCAUCCAGCUCAAAAGUCCCAGCUGCAGAAGCAACCAGCCGCUGAACUUCAGCAGCAAAUUGAACUGACUGCCAUGCCCCAGCCACCUCUGCAAAUGUGGCAUCCAGCUCAAUUUCCACAGAAGCAACCAGCCCCCAUCCAUCUACCUCAGAAGGAAUUGACUGGCAUACCCCAACAACUGUGGCAAACGUCCCAACAGCAUAAGCAGCCGGCUGCCAUGCUUCAGCAAGUGUGGCAUCUGGCACAGAAGCAACCGGCCCCUAUGCCCCAGCAGCCUCACGACGUGUGGUAUCCAGCUAAAAUGGUCCAGAAGCACUACAAAAGCACUGAAGAUGGUGCCUCUGGUAGCUCUCAGGCCAGCACCGUUGAACAGUCGGAUGUCAUCCCAAUCUAUUCCUACAGUUCCAAAUCACACUACGAGAAUGGGAGAACUGUCUUCUCCCAAACCCGCUACACUCCUAGGGAGCCUAUGCUGGUUGACAGUGGAGAUACUCCCAAGGACAGUUAUGUUGGCAUUGGUGCACCAAGCAUAUAUCCACCACUAGUGAAGGAUUCUGCAAGGAAAAUGUAAUGGAUUCAUCCUCUAGAAUCUCUAACUGUGAGAAUUGUUUCUGACAUUGGUUACUUAACAUUCUGUGUUGCUGACACUGCAGUUCUUUCUGCUUUUGUUUCAACCAGGAAGUUGCUGGUGCUCUUGGUGCUCUUGCUGCUCUAGCAUGAUGGAAUCAAUAAACAACUUUACUUUAAAAAAUGCCUUGUCUCUUUGAGAUAUUGGUUCUCAUAUCCAAUGCUUGCUAAUUGAGAACAGGUGGUGUGCAGUCUGUAGUAAAAAUGACUAAUGUUCAGUUAAUUCUUUGGUUUUCUAAUCUUUUCACCUGCGCUACUGGUUGUUCAAAAUAAAAGCUUGGGUCUACAUAAGA